AAGAAAGCUGGUCUUUUCGACGACUUGAACGCUCCAGCAGCUCCGGCCGAACCUGAAGAGAAAAAGCCUACACCGCAACCUGAAACACCUGAACCAGUGAUUAAGACACCUCAAGUGAAGAACCAAAAGAUUGAGGACGAUGCAUAUCAAACUAUCACCGAAAUGCGAACAGAUGCUGAACUUAUCGUCUCCAAUGCGUUGACGUACAACAAUCCUAACACGGUAUACCAUCUAGCCGCUACGCGUUUAUCGGCAAUACUGAAAUACUACUUCUCUGAGCAGUAUCUUCGCUAUAUUUUCCAUACAUUACCUUUCGCUAAUCAGAUACCAGUGGAAAAGGCAGGCCUUGUACCGCUGGCUGUUACAACUCACAAACCAGAAAAUCGUCGUCGACAAGCAUUGGUCGACGACAUGACUGCUGAAGACUGUUUGAGAGCCGCUGAUCCGGCUGUCCGAUCCAGGCUUUCAAAUCGCUUACCCAAUGCAAAGCUGGCUUUCCUCGAUAACAAGGAUGGUGCCACGGUAUUGAAUGUCAUUGGUGAGACGGAGAAGAAAGGUAUCAAACUUGGGGAUAUUGUUGGACCAUUGGAGGAAGGAACGCCUGGAAUGCUCAGCUUAGGGGAUCAU
Messenger RNA from Cylicostephanus goldi, 627 nucleotides. NCBI's taxonomy places the organism in Eukaryota, Metazoa, Nematoda, Chromadorea, Rhabditida, Strongylidae. The record is from the annotation of a GenBank genome assembly.